UUUGAUAAAACAGAAAUAUAAAAAUGCAAUGUAUAUUCAUUGCUAUGCACAUAAACUUGAUUUAGUUCUUAAGCAGUCAGUGUCUCAUAUUAAGGAAUGUAAAAUAUUUUUUACAAAUCUAAACGGGUUUGCGGUUUUUUUCUCUAAUAGUACAAAAAGAAUAAAUGAGUUAGAUUUAAUUGUUAAAAAACGGUUUCCAACUAUUGCACCAACAAGGUGGAAUUAUAAUAGUAGAUUAAUUAAUAUUAUGGUUGAACAUAAAAAAGAAAUUAAUCAAUUAAUGCAGUCUAUUGUAGAAAACGCUGACAAAUGGGAUGGCGAAUCAAUUAUAUGUGCUAGAGGCUUUUGUUUGACAUUAGAAGAUUUUGAUUUUAAUUUUAAUUUAAUCAUUUUUGGAAAAAUACUUCCUUUAGCUAGGUACCUUUUUGAUGUAUUACAAAAAAAAGUGUUUGAUAUUUCAUAUUGUACUCAAAAAAUAAAUGAAUUUAAGAAACAAUUAAAUGAGUAUAGGCAGAAAUUUAAUUUAGUUUGGAAUGAAGUAAAUGACUUAGAAAAAAAUAAAAUAAUCCCAUCCAGAAAUAAAAGGUGUCGAAUGGUUCAAGUAUCAGAAGAUAGAAAAAUUAACUAUAAACGUUUAUUUUAUGAAAUAAUAGAUACUAUUUUAGUUAAAAUUGAUGAACGAUUUUCUGAAGUAUAUAACUUAAAAUUUAUGGGGUUACUUGAUUUUGAAAAAUUUUCCCAUUACAAAGAUAAUUUUCCUCAGGAUAAAUUUAGUUCACUUAAACAAACAUAUGGUCAGUAUUUUGAAUUUCCAAAGCUAAAGAGUGAAUUGUCAAUUAUAUAUUCAUCUGAUCAGUUUCAUCAAACACAUAUUUAUAAACUUUUAGAAUAUUUGAGGGAAACAGAUUUAACAACUGUUCUACCUCAAGUUACUAAAUUAUGUGCAUUAAUUUUAACCAUUCCUGCAACAAGUGCUUCUGCUGAAAGAUCUUUUUCCGCUUUAAAAAGGAUAAAAACUUAUUUAAGAAAUAAUCAAACUCAAAAUAGACUUUCAAAUUUAUCUUUACUUUCCAUAGAAAAAGAAGUUUUAAUGACUACAAAGUGUGAACCUAAUUUUCAUAAUGAUGUAAUUAAAGACUUUAUAAAACAAAAUAGAAGGAUAGAGUUGUCUUAUAAGUGAACUUGUAAACUAAUAGAAUUUGGAACUAAAAAUUAGAUUUAAGAAAAAAAACAGGACUGUUAUUAUUAUUAUUUUUAUUAUUUAUUAACACUAUUAUCCCUACAUUAGAAUGUAUAACUUAAAAAAAUUGUUUCGUUUGUUAUUAAAAUAUAU
Messenger RNA from Metopolophium dirhodum (rose-grain aphid), 1333 nucleotides. RefSeq names its product zinc finger MYM-type protein 1-like. Gene Ontology annotation, molecular function: protein dimerization activity. Lineage: Eukaryota; Metazoa; Arthropoda; Insecta; Hemiptera; Aphididae. The coding region runs from base 29 to 1180 and encodes 383 amino acids. The record is from RefSeq and is a predicted model, not a curated record. The transcript has a single exon.